AUGGCGGAGAAUGCAACGAGCACGACCGCAGCAGCGCAGUCGACUGAAGUGAAGGAAGCCCCUUCGACUUCGAACCCUCCUAAAGGGAACAAACCCAAGUAUCGCGACAGAGGUUCAAAAUCGGCACACGAUGAUCAGUUCAGAAGAGCAGCCGGAGCUAAGGCCAUGGCAGCUAAUGACGCUAGACUCGACCAAGCAUUAUUUUCACAUUUAAUUUCUAUAACAACAAAAUUUCCAAACUUUAACCAUACGCCACAACCAGUAACAGCAACAAUACCACAAACGACUCGGGGAAUUGGAUUCGCCCUUCAACAAUCAGCAACUUUUGCUCAUGAGCGAAAACCGUUUAUAGGUAUCACCGUCCAUCAGAUGUAUAGAGUAGCGUUAGCACAGAACGCUAUUAUUAGACAAAAGACGACACCAAUGGGACACCAACAUCAUCCCUAUGCGUCUGAAAUGCGUUUUGACGCUCCACCAUUCUAUGGUUUUGAUAUCAAGAUGGCUUCGCACGACAGGCACUUUACACCAGUAGUAGCCGUUCUAUCGGCCUUUGGCAACUUGUCUAUAGGUGGACAUGAUUACCACGGAUUCCUGCCCCAAUCGGGAAUGUCUGUUACAAAUUCGAGUUCAGGGUUUGAAUCUGGGUUUUAUUUGAGAGAUGGUGAAUUGGGUUAG
Molecule: messenger RNA, 675 nt
Organism: Nezara viridula (southern green stink bug)
Lineage: Eukaryota; Metazoa; Arthropoda; Insecta; Hemiptera; Pentatomidae
Source: the annotation of a GenBank genome assembly